Molecule: messenger RNA, 891 nt
Organism: Rotaria sp. Silwood2
Lineage: Eukaryota; Metazoa; Rotifera; Eurotatoria; Philodinida; Philodinidae
Source: the annotation of a GenBank genome assembly
AUGGUCCACAGCUUAACAAUUGCUCAAGACACUCGGUCCUUCAAUGGCACCAAUCUUCUUCUGAAUAUUGCUGAAGAACACCAAGAACCAUUAUCUUUCGGUACGCCUUAUCUACGAAGUUUGGCAGACGGUACAGUGAAUACAAAUAUUUUCACAUUAUUUAAUUAUAACGGCGGUCAAGUCUAUGUAUACAGCUCAUUUGCUAAUGAAAAUGAAAACAACGGCAAUCCACAACGAUGGAUAUUUUACUAUGUUUCAAUUAUGGCACCGAUGCAAACUUCAAAAACUAAUGUUUCGGUAUGGUCAAUGAAAAAUGAAGUUCGUGUCAAAUUGAUGUUAGGCGAUAGGGAACUAGAACAUAUAGCAUGUAAAGCAAUUUCAAAAAAAUUUGAUAUAAAAAUAGCUGAAUAUUCAAAAUAUUGGGAUAUUGCACCUUUAAUGAUUGAUUCUUUGACUGCGUACAUGGUAACAGGUAGUAAUUCACCUGUAGCAGGCGUACAACCGUAUCAUUCUGUUCAUCCAAAUUCAUUGGUUAUGAUUUUUCGAUUACCAUGUUCGACGGAAGAUAAUGUACGGCAAGUUGCUCAGAUGAUCAACAGUGGUGAAUAUGAAAUUGAAAUCGCAUUCUAUUUUGAUGGAUUCAAACAUACGCCAACAUCACUAUUAUCGAUCACUGCUGAACAAUUAAAUAGUGUAUCUAGUAAAACAACAGUCGAUGGUGGUAAUACGGAUGCAAAGUAUAUUCAUCGUAAUCAGGCUACCAAGUUCGUCGCGCAGUAUAUAACAAACGUAAAGAAAAUAAUUUAUUCCGAAAAUUCAGAUAUCGAUACACAAUCGUUAGCAAAUGGGCUUGAAGAUCAGUUUAUGUCAUUGCUACAACAAGGUGAGUAG